Megalopta genalis is the source of this 1990-nucleotide messenger RNA. RefSeq lists its product as uncharacterized. The record is from RefSeq and is a predicted model, not a curated record. NCBI's taxonomy places the organism in Eukaryota, Metazoa, Arthropoda, Insecta, Hymenoptera, Halictidae.
GGAAAUAAAUUACUAACACAGUUGAGAGAAAUAGUAUUUACAAAUAUUUGUAUUUCUUAAUUGAAACAUCUUUACCCCGGUCUGAUUUUGAACGAUUAAAGAUUUCUCGCAAUUUCCAUUCCCUUAUUGAAAUUUUCGCCGCGAACAUGAGAUUCAUUUCGAUUCCCAUAAACGACGUAACGAAAACGCGUUGCCUCGGCUGAAAUGCAUUUAUUGUUCGAGGCUGGCAAUUGUAGAGGCACGGGUACUGUGACUGAUUGUAAGACUGAUUUAGCUUAACGGGGAUCAUCAUCGAACUUUCAGCUUCCUGAAAGUGACGCGGAUGCGCAGAAAGUUUGACGUCAAACGGUCUCGGUUAAGGGACAGGACCUUCCGACUGCCAUAGAUAUUGAUUUCCCGGAGUUUUGAGGUUUCUAGAGCAGCGGACGUUGUAGCGCAGACGCCAUCCUCAACAUGGCGGUCCAUCAGACGCGAAUCGUUUCGCGUCGCGUUUCAACCCGUUCGGUUUGGCCCGGUGUAGGAUUUUCGGGAAACAAUAGGGCCGCAGCUCGAGAGAGCCAACCGUAGUCUCCGAUUCCUCGAGCUAGUGGACUGGUCCCGAUCAACAUGGCAGGCGAGACAUGUGCCGCUGUCACGUGCUUUCUGAUCGCGUCGAUCGCAGUCGCCAAUGGACAAUUUUUAUCCACGGAACAUAAAACUCCCCAAGCUUCGGAACGAGUGAACGAUUUAUGGUGUUAUCAGUGUGACACAAUGGAAGAUGGAGAGAGAUGUUCCAAUCUAACCGGAAAUUAUAGUGCUUUCGAGCACAAGUGCACUGGUGACAAAAGGACUUGCAUGGUGAAACGAUUAUCUUACACGUUUAGUACCGAGAAUUCCACAUCAAGCCCACUAACGUGGUCCACAGAUAGAAACUGUACAAGCAAAUGUGAACCCGGAUGCACAGUAAUUGGUGUACGUACAAAAUUGUACACUUGCACCGCUUGCUGCGAGCAAUCGUUCUGCAACGUCGGCACCGGUGCUGCCGAUCCGCAGUCUAGUUAUUACUAAAUUUAUUUCUCGUUCAUCUUAUUUUAUGUUGCGCAUGAGUCCACUGUGUCGUAAUUUGUUGCACAGAGUUUUAAUGUGAAAUGUCAAAAUAAUGAGAAAGGCGUCGCGCAAAAUGUCGCCCGUCUUUUGUUACAGGACAGCAUCCGUGGGGAAAUGUUAAUGAUAACGUUUGUAUAUUAUUGUAAAUUUCGUGGACUCGAGGUUUAGUGUACAUACAUUAAUUACAACUAUAUUGUGGAUCUUUGUGGAGAAUUAAUGAUCUAUGCAUCUAUUUGAAUUGAAAAUUUACUUACUUAUUAUUAGAGAGAGAGAGAGAGAGAGAGACUAUGAAUUCUCUUUUCAUUUUUAGCGUGUUCAGAUUUUUACAAUGAAAGUAUUAAUCAACAAGGUCUAAUGGCAUUCUUAUUUUAUUUUUACAACGAGUGAUGUUUUAAUUGACGAAAGAAACUUGUCUUCAGUUCGGAAUAAAGUUGGUGUCACAGUUCAAGUUUUUGUGAAAUGGUGUAUCAAAAUGAGAGUUUGCUUGAAGAUCCGCAGAGUGCUUAUUAUUGUUGAAAAGUGCAUAGAGAUAGCAGUUUAAUUAUAAAUAAUGUCUUCGUUGAACAUAUUUCAAGCGAACUCGGCUUUUCAAGUAUAUAGUACAUUAAUAUUCACGAUUUCCUUGAUUUACAUUUUUGUGCAGGUCAAAGGUCGAUAUAAUUCGUUUAUAUUAACUUCCACAAUUAAAUUCUUUGAACUUUCUAUUAGCAGACGGAUUGAAGGAAACCCCCUUUAUACUGUUACUUAAACUACUUUAAAAUUUCAUGUUUUCACACAUGAAUUUUCUAAUAGAAAUCUGUAAAUAUUGAAUUCGUUUCUUAAUAAUUCUUGAAGUGAGAUUACUUUAUGUUACACCGUUACAAUAUCUACCUUAUUCUACAAAUAUAAAACUGUUAACAAAUAA